This is a messenger RNA of Caretta caretta (loggerhead turtle), 3976 nucleotides long. RefSeq names its product potassium two pore domain channel subfamily K member 2 (gene KCNK2). Lineage: Eukaryota; Metazoa; Chordata; Testudines; Cheloniidae. Gene Ontology annotation, cellular component: plasma membrane. Gene Ontology annotation, molecular function: potassium ion leak channel activity; outward rectifier potassium channel activity. Gene Ontology annotation, biological process: potassium ion transmembrane transport; stabilization of membrane potential. The record is from RefSeq and is a predicted model, not a curated record.
GAGCGAAGGGGCCGGGUAGAAAUGCCGGGCAGCUCAUCGAGCUGAGAAUGCAGCUGCCCCUGGCGCUGGAGCGGGGUAGAGGGAGGAAGGGGGAGACGCACCCAGCGGCUGGGAUACACCGGGGGAAAGAGAAUGAGGAGAGGAGCGGGCGCCCACGCACACACACACAGGCGGAGAGCAAGGGGACACACGCACACACACACAGUUCUCGAGGCGCGCAGCUGCACCCAGAGUCAGGCACCCCACGCCCAGUGCCCGAGACAAAGAGUGACAGAGCGGGGCACAGACACCGCCCGAGAACCGGGCCCCGGGGCUGAGAUGCACACGGGAGAAAGCGGGGCCGAGGGGAGACAGGCCCCCGCCCACACUGACUGACAGCGGGACGCGGACACACACACACACAGACCGAAAGACACAGACACACUGAGAUUGUGACAGACGCCUCAGGGACUGGCAGCCACACACCGAAAGAGGCUGAUACGCACACCUGGCGCCUGAGCGAGUCACACACACAGGGUGAUCACACACACACACAGUGAUUACACACACACACACACGGCGAUCUCACACACAGACAGGGCCAUCACACACAGAGACAGGGUGAUCACACACACGGCAAUCACAGGGUGAUUUCUCUCUCUCUCUCUCUCACACACACACACACACCCCGUGAUCGCGCACACCCCUCCAGUGACAGGGAGGACGCCAGGCUCCGCUCCGCGCGGAAUCUGAGCUCAGCAGCAGCAAACCCGCCCUGGGUCUGGUCCUUUUCUCUCUCUCUCUCUCUCUUUCCAUCUGGUCAAACGGCACCUACCCAAGCCCUGAAAAAAUGCCUGCCCGUGAAGCGAGGAGAGGGCGCCGGGUCUGUAAAUAAGAAUGGCGGCACCUGACUUGCUGGAUCCCAAAUCUGCUACUCAGAACUCCAAACCACGGCUAUCAUUUUCUACAAAACCCACAGUGCUCUCGUCACGGGAGGAAUGUGAUUCGGCUAUUAAUGUUAUGAAAUGGAAGACGGUCUCAACGAUUUUUCUGGUGGUUGUUGUAUAUUUAAUAAUUGGAGCCACUGUCUUCAAAGCCCUGGAGCAGCCACAUGAAACUUCCCAAAGAGCCACCAUUGUGAUUCAGAAGCAGACGUUUGUAUCUGAGCAUUCCUGUGUGAAUGCAUCGGAGCUCGAUGAACUAAUUCAGCACGUAGUGUCAGCAAUAAAUGCAGGAAUCAUACCUUUAAGAAACACAUCUCAAAUCAGUCACUGGGACUUGGGAAGUUCCUUCUUCUUCGCUGGCACUGUUAUUACCACCAUAGGCUUUGGGAACAUCUCGCCACGUACAGAAGGUGGAAAGAUAUUCUGUAUCAUCUAUGCCUUAUUGGGAAUUCCUCUGUUUGGUUUUCUGUUGGCUGGAGUUGGAGAUCAACUCGGGACCAUAUUUGGAAAAGGAAUUGCCAAAGUAGAAGAUACAUUUGUUAAAUGGAAUGUGAGUCAGACAAAGAUUCGCAUCAUAUCAACAAUAAUAUUCAUAUUGUUUGGCUGUGUGCUGUUUGUUGCUCUUCCUGCUGUAAUAUUCAAGCAUAUAGAAGGCUGGAGCACAUUAGAUGCAAUUUAUUUUGUAGUUAUCACUUUAACUACCAUUGGAUUUGGUGACUAUGUUGCAGGGGGAUCAGACAUUGAAUACCUUGAUUUCUACAAGCCAGUGGUGUGGUUUUGGAUCCUUGUAGGACUUGCUUAUUUUGCUGCUGUCCUGAGCAUGAUUGGAGACUGGUUAAGAGUCAUAUCGAAAAAGACAAAGGAAGAGGUGGGAGAGUUCAGAGCUCACGCUGCCGAAUGGACAGCCAAUGUCACGGCAGAGUUCAAAGAAACCCGCAGGCGUCUAAGUGUGGAGAUUUAUGACAAGUUUCAACGGGCUACCUCCAUCAAAAGGAAGCUCUCUGCAGAGCUCGCUGUCAACCACAGUCAAGAUCUGACCCCUUGCAAGAGAACCCUGUCAGUCAACCACCUCUGCAGCGAGAAGGACAUCUUGCCUGCUCUAACAAAGACAGACAGCAUUUAUAUGAAUGGUUUGACUCCUCACUGUGCAGCGGAAGAUAUUGCUGUGAUUGAAAACAUUAAGUAGUGCUGACUUUGGAUGCCGAUCCUUGGAGAAGCUUUUGGCUUAAACUAGCCAUAUACUUCUUUUUUUUUCCUAUCCAUGAUUGAUGCUAGUAACAUUUUAUACAUGUGCAUGAGUUCAACAGAAACCACCACGAUAGGGAUUCAGUGUCACCAUCAUAUCUCUUCAGACACAAGAUGAAUGGAAUUUCUGUUGUUGAUAGAUGCUGGAGCAAGCAACGUCCAAUGCCUUUUUGUGCUCAGACUGUUGUUCAUUUCUCCUAAUGUGCCAUAUGGCCUAAAUAAUGAAUUAUAUUUGUUUAUGUUAACAAUGUAGCUUUGAGGGAUCAGUCCUUACAUUUUCAGGGUCUACCUUACUGAGCCUAGGAAUGGACCAUUUAUGGACUACAACACAUUUGUAAAUGGCAAGAAAUUCUUAUGCAGCCUUUUACCUAAGAAAUUUUUGUCAGUGCCUUAUCUUUUGAAGAAACAGAACCUCUAUAACUCUUACAUGGUUUGUGUUUGUUUGUUUGUUUUUUUGCAUGAGUAAUGUAUUUCAUUUGAGCUUUCAUCUUGCCUGAAAUGAUGAUGUUUUAAAGGUGUCUUUAGUGAAGAUACCAGCAUUGAGAAUGGAUGCCAAAAAUCAACAGACAUCAAAGUGACACUCCUAAAUCUAGCUUUACAGGCACGGCAGUUACAAGAGUUGCAAAAAUGUCCCCUGAAAAUAUUUAUUUUACUCUCAUCCAGGUGAUGCAAGCUCACACUAUAUUAGAACCAGACCUGUAGAAUUUAUGGAUCCAUUUUGGGUUUUAUUUUUCAAGAAUUGUUUAGCAAUGUUAUCCCAUGUGUCAGAUUACCAAAAAUCUCCAGUUAUGUGUAAUUAAAUUAUUUGCUAGAUCACAAGAGGAAGUAGAAGUUAAUACAAUGUGGAAAUGUUUUUAAUUGGUGCAUUCUAAUAACAUACUCAUUAAAACAUUUCAGAAAAAUACCACAGCAAUUUCUAAUAAUCAUAAAUCUGCUGCCAGAAAGUUACUCGCUGAAAAGAAUUUUAAACUUUUUAUUUAAGCCAAGUCACACCAGGCUCCUACUGGAUCCUAUUGGAGUGCUUUCCUGAAUGUCACACUGUACAUUGGUUGCCUACACCGGAACUAUGACUGAUGUGGGAAUGCAAUUGAAACUGGUAUCACUGUGACUUUCUACAUAUAAAAUACAGACUUCUCUGAAUACAAAUACAGACAUGAAGGAAAGCUGAUAAAUAGCACAAUCUGAAUGCCGAUGAUUGUUCAGAUAGGACAGGCUGAUGAUAUGCAGAUCUGAAGCCAAUCCAUGGGGUUUCUGUAUUGGUUUUAAAGAAAAGCAUUGACUUUAAUUCUAUAUCUGUUGUUUUGUUUAUAGUUGUGUGUGAGACUCGGAAGGAAUGCAGGAUAAAAACAAGGAAUGGAUAAUUUUGUCUUUUUAAAAUUUUUUCAUAUUUUAGUCUAUUGUAAGCUGGCUGUACAUAAAAUGAAUAUAACAAGCCCUAAGGGAAUAAUUUAGGCUCUGUGCAAAUUAAAGAAAAAUUAGACUUUGUUGAUUGGCCAUGAUGAAAAUGACAAAUUUGUAGCAUUUCUGACCAUUAGAUAGCAUACAAAAUAUGAAUGUUAAUGUUCUGGAUGCUUAAUCUUGUUCUCUGAUUAAUCAAUGCUAUCAGUGUAAAUAUCAGUCAAUUAACAUUUACAGAGAGUAAGCUUUUAAAUUAAGGAAAGUUCCAUGAAUUAGUACCAGGCCAUGCUCUUUUAAAAGAAAAAGACCCCUGUCUCUCCCAGCACAGUGUUCUGAAUGUCCACGUGGUGAGAAGCUCUUCUUGCCAUGUAUAAACUGUGAAUUGUAAUGAAAAAUAAAGUUUUUACUUA